This is a messenger RNA of Fraxinus pennsylvanica, 1476 nucleotides long. The record is from the annotation of a GenBank genome assembly. NCBI's taxonomy places the organism in Eukaryota, Viridiplantae, Streptophyta, Magnoliopsida, Lamiales, Oleaceae.
AUGGAUCGAUCACCAUAUUCAUCAUCUUCAUCAGAGAGUUCCCAGUUUUCUUCACCGAGCUCAACGCCGCCGAAAAAUUCGCCGGUGGUGCUUUCUAUUGAAUGCUUAAAGGGUAGUUCAAAGGCGGGCGAGUGGACCGACGAUAUGCUACAGACCGGUGAUAUAGUGGAGGAAAUCAGAAUUGGAAAUAUGACUAUGAAAUCACCGUUCAAAAAUGGGAAAUCUGGAGUGCAGAAAAUUCUUCGCAACUCGUUCAAGCAGAAGGAGACUUCGAUUCAUGUCCGAGUCAGGCGCGGCUCGGACGAUUUCGCUGAGUUUCAGGCGUGUAUUGUGCCCAACGAUCAGUUUGGGACGAAGAAGCAGUACAUGAUGCGGGCCAUUGAUGACCCGAAUUAUGCUGUCGUGUUUUGUGAUCGGACCGAAACUGAGUGCUUCCAUUUACAAGCUUCAAGGACCUCAAGAAUGGUGAGUGCAUUAGAGAGAACUCCUCUUCAAGAUGGAUAUGUUUUAUAUCCAUGGGAGAGAAGAAAGCAAGAGAUGCUGUCUAUUCCCAAUUCCAGCAGCUUUUAUUCUAUCUUAUUCUUACCAAAAGCCUCAGACAAAGUUGCUUUCCGUUACAACGAUCUGGAGGACACCCUUGCACGAGCACAAUCCUGGCUUAAUGCCUCUCAAGAGUCGGGAGUCCCUGUUUCCUUUAUGAACAUCCAGACUGAAUCACUACUUACCAAGAUAUCUGGAGACACAGCUUCUUCUACUGUAAAUGCUGGUUCACUCUCUGAUUUAUCAAAUCUUGCAAACACAAGCCUUUAUGGUUUUGAGGAUUACCAUGGGGUAGAUAUUGGGGAAGUCCGCGCUGUUCGUAUGUGGUUCUCCCCACUUGCAAGAGAGAUUCCAAUAGAAAUCAAAAUCAAAGACACUGACACGAAGCUCGGUUUUGCCAUCAGCAGAACAGAAGAGGGAUUCAUUUACAUUUCAUCAGUUAUUGAAGGUGAUGCUGACACGCCCUCUUCAAGAUCAGGACUCAGCAAUCUGUACAAGCAGGCAGAUACAGCAUCCCGGCUCCUAGUUGUCUGCCGAAUAUCCAAUCAAAAAGUCCUUCCUUGGAUGGUUUCUCCGACAGGGGCAAUCCAGUGCUUUGACACCGUUUCCCUCAGCCAGAAACUCUCUUUGCACCGCCACACCAAGUUUCCUAUUCUUAUGCACAUAUUUAUAUGGGACACAUCGGUAAAUUUUGCAAAUGUAGGCAGCAUCAGGUCGAGAGCCAUGUCUACUAAUCCGCCUUCAUCACCAAGAGAGGUAAAUGUUAUGCACUCUCCAAAUGAAAACCACAUUCUUCCAUUGCCACUUGAAGAAGACUCGACCGAGAGUAGAAGCAGUGAUGAACCAAACAUUAUGCUUGAAAGGGAUACUGCUGGGGAGCUUUCCUUCAGAUUCCAAGAUUUGCUCUUAAGAACAAUUGGGUCUGAUAAUUUUUAA